AUGCAGAAUCUACAGCAGGGGAGGUUACAGAAGACCACACCAUCAAAACCGACCAAACGUCGCCCAAUGGCCCGCCCGUCCCAUCUCCGUCCCCCCGACUCGGUCAAUUCGGCCUCGAAGAAGUAUGGAUCUGCUGUGCGCAGAGCUAUGAGAAACCGGAAACCUACCCAGCAGUCAUCUAAACCAGCAGCAGCUGUACCUACAUGGUUCUUUGAGCGCAAUACAGUCUCUCACAGCCCCGAACCCCAUGCUCCUACACAAUCACUACAGCAGGUUAGGAUAGCCAAGUCAGGGCCACCGGAGCCGGAUGAUGUUACAAAUGAGAGUCUGGCUUCUGGGGGGGAGCCCGAUUCGUCUGAGCCCAGUGAACCAGCUCCAGAGAACCGCUAUGCCGUGGCUCAGGAAUCAUGGGAUGAACUCCGGGCCUCGGUCAAAGCAGGCUUGCGGCUACCACCCGCGAAGUACGCAAAGGAACCAUCUGUGAAGAAGUCGCAUCUGGCACUUCACUACCCCGGGAAUGAUGGAAUCUUGUUCUUGGAUGCGGUGGUGAAAAGACUUUCGCACGAGCUAGGCACUGACCUGGUCACCCUCAAUGCCCAGGAUAUUGCCCAAUUAUUCAGCGAGCAAGACCUAGCAGAUUCCGGGGUAACUUCGCCCAUUCGAUCUCUUGGUUACGAGGUCUACCGGUCCUCUGUUGCAACCCACUGGUCAGAACUGGAGGAUCACGAAGAUGGUGAAGACGACGUGGCUGAGAUUCCUGGUGGUCCUCGUGGAAUGCACGGAGCAAUUGGCGCACCUCGGUUUAUCACAAUCGAGAGCAGCAAGGAUUCGGGAGACAUUCCACUCCCCAACUGGCUUGGGCUGAAAACACUUUUGGGGUCUAUUAAUGGCCAACCGGACCCGGAUCCCAGUGCUGGAGCUUCUCGGGGUGGCCAGCGUGCUGAAACCCGCUGGACUCAACUUGUCAACGAGAUUCUCGGCUCGUCGGGCCAUCCAGUGCAGUUGACUACCACAUCCAAUGCCUCAGCUGAAAGCCCUGAAACGGACGCCAGCAAGGUUCGACUAUCACGGGACGUAAUUGUGCAUAUCCAGGACUAUCGUGACAUUCAGAACACUCGGGAAGGAUCCAGGUUCAUUUCUCUUUUGCACAAAGUGAUCCAAGACCGGAGAGGGGCCGGGUCCAAGAUUCUGUUGAUCGGAACUACCUCUCAGGAAAUCCCUUCUUCGCCCUCGUCAGACGGCCCUGGGCUCCUACAGAAUGUUCUUGAUGAUCAGUUUUCAAAGACUUUGUUCGUCACUCCGGCUAUGAACUCAAAGGCUGCAGAAACUGUCUUUGCUGAAGACCGUAAGAAGCGCACCAUGGACAUUAACAUCCGCCACUUGCAAAGCAUGCUUCGAUUCCGAUUGAAUGAACAGGCUUUGCCGGUCAAGGACAAUAUUCUGAGCAACCGUGCCUGGCCCCUAGAGCCAACCACAAUCAAAGAAUCCGGAAUCGAGGAUCGAUACUGGUCUUACAACCAAGUGCAUUGGAUUGCUACACUUGCACUCGGUUGUGCAGAUUCCAAUGAACCCUUUGGGUUUGAACACAUUCGCCGCGGUAUUGAGCUCAUGGAUAAAAGUGACCGGGUGACCAAUGAGUGGUUGAAGGAGAAGUCUCCCAAGCAAAAAGACUCGGAAGCAGGCCAAACUCGCGAGCAGCUUCUGGCUACUUUGCGCAAAACCUGCAACACUCAUGAGAAAAAGCUGCUCAACGGUGUGGUCGACGCAAACAGCAUCCGCACCACAUUCAACGAUGUGCAUGUGCCGCCCGAAACCAUUGAGGCCCUGAAGACCCUAACUUCUCUGUCACUUAUCCGUCCUGAGGCAUUCACCUAUGGUGUUCUUUCCACCGACAAGAUCCCCGGUCUUCUCUUGUACGGACCUCCGGGUACUGGUAAAACACUCCUCGCCAAGGCCGUGGCCCGCGAGAGUGGUGCUACCGUGCUCGAGGUGAGCGGAUCUGAGGUGUACGACAUGUACGUCGGCGAAGGCGAGAAGAACGUGAAAGCGAUCUUCACACUCGCCAAGAAGCUCAGUCCCUGCGUCGUCUUCAUCGACGAAGCCGACGCCAUCUUCUGCUCGCGCACCGGAGCCAGCAGCCGCACUUCCCACCGCGAACUGAUCAACCAGUUCUUGCGCGAGUGGGAUGGAAUGAAUGACCUUUCAGCAUUCAUCAUGGUUGCCACCAACCGACCCUUCGAUCUCGACGAUGCCGUUCUCCGCCGACUGCCCCGUCGACUCCUAGUCGAUCUGCCAACCGAGGACGACCGCCUCGCAGUCCUGAAGAUCCACCUGAAAGAAGAACAACUCGACGACUCCGUCGAUCUAGCCGAGUUAGCCCGUCGCACACCCCUGUACUCAGGCUCUGAUCUGAAGAACCUGUCAGUGGCAGCCGCGCUGGCAUGUGUCCGCGAGGAGAACGAGGCAGCAGCCAAGCACACAGGCGACGAGCCAUACACCUACCCCGAGCGCCGCAUUCUAACGCGGGCUCAUUUCGAACGUGGCAUGGAGGAGAUCAGCGCUUCUAUCAGCGAGGAUAUGUCAUCUCUAUCUGCCAUUCGCAAAUUCGACGAGCAGUACGGUGACCGCAAGGGCCGGCGCCAGAAGAGCGCUGGGUGGGGAUUCAUCCCUGCUCCCAGUGGCGAGGCUGCAGUUGAUUCCGCGCGUGUUCGCGAUUGA
Penicillium canescens is the source of this 2718-nucleotide messenger RNA. RefSeq names its product ATP-binding protein. NCBI's taxonomy places the organism in Eukaryota, Fungi, Ascomycota, Eurotiomycetes, Eurotiales, Aspergillaceae. The record is from RefSeq and is a predicted model, not a curated record. The transcript has a single exon. Gene Ontology annotation, molecular function: ATP binding; ATP hydrolysis activity. The coding region runs from base 1 to 2718 and encodes 905 amino acids. Gene Ontology annotation, cellular component: mitochondrial outer membrane.